Molecule: messenger RNA, 4704 nt
Organism: Myiozetetes cayanensis
Lineage: Eukaryota; Metazoa; Chordata; Aves; Passeriformes; Tyrannidae
Gene: R3HDM2
Product: R3H domain containing 2
Exons: 26
Coding region: 1262-4402 (1046 amino acids)
Molecular function (GO): nucleic acid binding
Source: RefSeq, a predicted model, not a curated record
CGUGCUCAUGAGUCCUUCUGGAGGCUCUGAUGCCUCCUGUGGUAUCUGCCAUCCCCUCUUUCAUAGAAGCAGGAGAUAUCCUGGGCUGGGAGGGACCCACAAGGAUCAUCCAGUCCAAACCCCGGCCCUGCACAGACACCCCAACAAUCCCAGUUCCUCAGAGCGUUGUCCAAAGCCUCCUGGAGCUCUGGCAGCCUUGGGGCUGUGCCCACUGCCCUGGGGAGCCUGUUCAGUGCCCAACCACCCUCUGUGGGAAGAACCUUUCCCUAAAAUCCAACCUGAGCCUGCCCUGGCACAGCUCCAGCCCUUCCCUGGGUCCUGUCCCUGCUCACAGAGAGCAGAGGUCGGAGCUGCCCCUCGGGAGGAGCUGCAGACCCCGAGGAAUCUCCCCUCAGUCUCCUCCAGCUGAACAACCCCAGUGCCCUCAGCUGCUCCUCCAGACCCUUCCCCAUCCCUGUGUCCCUCCUUUGGACCCUCUAAAGCAGCAGCUUUAGACCUUUUUUACCUCGUGGUGCCCAAACUGCCCCCAGGACUGAGGUGAGGCUGCCUCAUCUCAGAGCAGAGCGGGACAGUCCCCUCCCUUACCCUGCCCAGAUGCCCUCAGGACACAGAGACCCUUUGUGCUGCCAGGGCACUCUGCUGACUCACAUCCCCCUUCCCAUCCAGCGGGACCCCCGUCCCUUCCCGCUCCGGGGCGGACGCUGCGUCUUUAACGCGGUGUCGGCGGCGCGGAGGCAGCUCCAUUGAAGAUUUGAGGGAGAGCAGGAGGGGGUGUGGAUGUGGAUGUGGCUAUUGGCAGAGCUGCGCUGCCAUCCCUGGGAACAGCUGGGAUCUGCCUGGCGGAGCCCCGAGCUCUCCGGAGCAGCCGCAGGGAUCGCUUUGGCGGGGCCGGGAGCUGGCGGGGGCUUCCCGGGAGGGAUUUCAGCCUGGCAGAAUUCCUCUGGAACUGACCAUGGCCAUGGAGUGUCCCUUGAAAUCGGGGAACAGCUGACCUGCUCGGAGUGCAGAACCACCACGUGGAAAUGCGGGCGAAUAUUUCGGGAAUGGGGACCUGACACUGUUCCUCUCCGGUCGAUCUGCUCCAGAUCCUCCUGGACUGUUUAGGCCCCCAGCCUGGGCACAAGGCUAGGGCAGGUUCCUACAGUGUGGAGUAUUUUGGGGAGGGGAGAGGCAGAGUUCACCACCUUCACCCCCUGCAUAAUCCAGGCUCCCACAAAGCAGGCACGUCAGGUGCCCAUCGCUGCGUCGGAGGGCUCCGAAGAUGUCCAACAGCAACACGGCACAGGAGUCCCUGGAAAUUAUGAAGGAAUCGGAAAAAAAGGUGGUCGAGGAAUCUGUGAACAAAACCAAAUAUGUAUCCAAGUCACCAAGCAAGGAGGAGGUGGAGAAGGAUGGGGGGGAGGAGGUCAACGUGCGCCAGGAAUCUCAGAGGCGAACGUCGAGUCACGGGCACGCCAGGAAAAGAGCCAAGUCUAAUUCAAAGCUUAAGCUGGUCAGGAGUUUGGCUGUGUGUGAAGAGUCCUCGGGCCCCUUUGUGGAUGGGCUGCUGGAGUCCCAGGACAUCAUCCAGCUGCACGUGAGCUGCCCCUCUGACAAGGAAGAAGAAAAAUCCACGAAAGAUGGGGUGGAGAAAGAAGAAAAAGACAAGAAUAAAGAGAAAACACCAAGGAAGAUGCUCUCUCGAGAUUCCAGCCAGGAAUAUACAGACUCCACUGGAAUAGAUUUGCAUGAAUUUUUAGUAAAUACACUGAAAAAAAACCCACGGGAUAGAAUGAUGCUGCUCAAAUUGGAACAGGAGAUCCUGGAAUUUAUCAGUGAUAACAACAAUCAGUUCAAGAAGUUCCCCCAGAUGACCUCGUACCACAGGAUGCUGCUGCACCGGGUUGCUGCCUAUUUUGGGAUGGACCACAACGUGGAUCAGACUGGGAAGGCCGUCAUCAUCAACAAGACCAGUAACACACGAAUCCCCGAGCAGAGGUUCUCCGAGCACAUCAAAGACGAGAAGAAUGCCGAGUUCCCACAGAGGUUCAUCCUGAAACGGGAUGACACCAGCAUGGAUCGGGAUGAUAACCAGAUCAGACUCCCCUUGCAGGAUGGGAGAAGGAGCAAAUCCAUAGAAGAGCGAGAGGAGGAAUAUCAGCGGGUCAGGGAGCGGAUUUUUGCACGAGAGUCUGGCCAGAACGGAUACCUCACGGACAGCAGGGGCGCCCGGGAGGGGCUGGGCAGGGCCUCGGGCAGCCGCCAGAGCAGCACGGAGAGCGAGAUGAAGGCGCUGGAGCCGCGGCCCUGGAGCAGCACCGACUCGGACGGCUCCAUCCGCGCCCUGCGGCCGCCCGUCACCAAGGCCAGCAGCUUCAGCGGCAUCUCCAUCCUGACCCGGGGGGACAGCGUCGGGAGCAGCAAGGGCAGCGCUGCCAGCAGGACGGCCCGGGCAGGUUUGGUGCUAGGAGCCCCUGAGGGGUGCAGCCAGUCCCCGUCCUCGCAGCCCAGCCGUGGCCUCCUGCCCUGCACGGCCCCGCAGCCGCCGCCCCCGCAGCCCCCCGGGAUCCCCCCCCCAACCCAGCAGCCGCCGGCCAUGAGCAACCCCAUGAUGUCCCAGCCGGUCCCGGCGCUGCAGCCCGUUCCGUACUCUCCAAGCUCCUGCCCCCAAGUCCUCUUGCCAGUCUCUCCACCCCAGCAGUACAACCUGGCCGACGAGCUCAGCAGCCCCUUCGGGCAGAUCAGCCUCAGCCGACAGGGCUCGACGGAAGCCCCGGAUCCUUCCUCGGCGAUGUUCCAGUCAUCCCUCAUCUCCCAGCACCCUCAGCAGACAGGAUUCAUCAUGGCAACCCCUGGGCAGCCCAUCCCCACCUCCAGCUACUCCGCCUCGGGGCACACGGCCCCCACUCAGCAGGUGCUGCAGCCCCAGGGCUACAUUCAGCCUCCCCAGCAAAUUCAGGUUUCUUACUACCCCCCCGGGCAGUACCCGAACUCCAGCCAGCAAUACCGACCCCUCAGUCACCCAGUGGCCUACAGCUCCCAGCGCCCACAGCAGCUCCCCCAGCAGUCCCAGCAGCCAGGUUUACAGCCAAUGAUGUCCAACCAGCAGCAAACAUACCAAGGUGUGAUGGGGGUGCAGCAGGCGCAGCCCCCCGGGCUCCUCAACAGCCAGAGGAACAACAUGGGGGGCCAGAUGCAGAGCGUGAUGGGGGUGCAGCAGGCACAGCCCCCCGGGCUCCUCAGCAGCCAGAGGAGUGGGAUGGGGAGCCAGAUGCAAGGCCUGAUGGUCCAGUACACGCCACUGCCUUCGUACCAGGUUCCCAUGGCCAGUGAGUCCCAGAGCGUGGUCCAGCAGCCCUUCCAGCAGCCAGUGCUCGUGCCAGCCAGUCAGUCUGUGCAGGGGGGGCUCCAGGCUGGGGGGGUCCCCAUCUACUACAGCGUCAUCCCCACUGCCCAGCAGAACGGCACCAGCCCGUCCGUGGGGUUCCUGCAGCCUCCCAGCUCCGAGCAGUACCAGCUGCCGCAGUCCCCGGCCCCCUGCAGCCCCCCCCAGAUGCAGCAGCAGUAUUCAGGGGUGUCCCCGUCAGGCCCCGGUGUGGUGGUGAUGCAGCUGAACGUCCCCAACGGUGCCCAGGCCCCCCAGAACCCCCCCGUGGUGCAGUGGAGCCACUGUAAGUACUACAGCCUGGAGCAGCGGGGGCAGAAGCCAGGAGACCUCUACAACCCCGACACCAGUGCUCAGGCCAGCACUCAGCUGAACAGCCCCAUCACGUCCCCCACCCAGUCCCCGACGCCGUCGCCCGUCACCAACCUCAACAGUGUGUGCACGGGGCUGAGCCCCCUCCCUGUCCUCACACAGUUCCCCCGGCCCAUGGGCCCGGCACAAGGUGACGGGCGGUACUCGCUGCUGGGCCAACCGCUGCAGUACAACCUGUCCCUCUGUCCCCCACCACUGCUCCACAACCAGCCCGGCUACACGGCACACCAGGGGCAGACUGGAAUGAAGCACGGCAACCGGAGCAAGAGACAGGCCCUCAAGUCAGCGUCCACCGACCUGGGGACGAGUGACGUAGUGCUGGGCCGGGUGCUGGAGGUGACGGACCUGCCCGAGGGCAUCACACGGACCGAGGCCGACAAGCUCUUCACCCAGCUCGCCAUGGCCGGUGCCAAAAUCCAGUGGCUCAAAGAGACUCAGGGGCGCCGCGGGGACGGAGGCGGCGGCGGCGGGGACAACAGCGGGACUCCAGAGAACGGCAGGCACGGUGACCUCGCUGCCUUAUACACCAUCGUGGCCGUGUUCCCCAGCCCGCUGGCUGCCCAGAACGCCUCCCUCCGCCUCAACAACUCCCUCAGCCGCUUCAAGCUGCGCGUGGCCAAAAAGAACUACGACCUGCGGGUGCUGGAGCGGGCCAGCUCCCAGUAGGGCUCCUGCGGGCACUGGGCACCCCCCUGGGCCUCUUCUCCUCCUGCCCUCCCUUCCUCUUGCCCUCCUUCCUUGAUAUAUUUAUAUGAACAUAAUUAAGAGACAAGAAGUUGAUUUUUUUUUUUUGGGUUUUUUUUUUUUAAUUAUUAUUAUUUUUGGAGUGACGCCCGUGCCCACCCCCCUCCCCUGUGUCUCUGGUUUUGUUUAAGCACUGUGUUGGACCGCACAUACAGGUGUUGAUUGGUAUGUUCACUGCACAUUUUAUUUAAUCGGAUUAUUAUUUGGGGGGGGAGGGGGUAUUU